This is a messenger RNA of Lepidothrix coronata (blue-crowned manakin), 2087 nucleotides long. RefSeq names its product acyl-coenzyme A synthetase ACSM5, mitochondrial-like. Gene Ontology annotation, molecular function: fatty-acyl-CoA synthase activity; fatty acid ligase activity. The record is from RefSeq and is a predicted model, not a curated record. Gene Ontology annotation, cellular component: mitochondrial matrix. The transcript has 11 exons. Bases 207 to 1328 code for a protein of 373 amino acids. Lineage: Eukaryota; Metazoa; Chordata; Aves; Passeriformes; Pipridae. Gene Ontology annotation, biological process: acyl-CoA metabolic process; fatty acid biosynthetic process.
UUGUCCUUAUUCCAGGAACAUCCCAACUGACAGCCAAAGACAUCUUAUACCGACUCCAGGCUUCAAAGGCCAAGUGCAUCAUUACCAGUGACACAGUGGCACCUGCAGUGGAAUCUGUUGUGCCUGACAGCCAGUUUCUGAAAAGUAAACUAAUUGUAGGCAAAGGGAGCAGGGCUGGGUGGCUGAACCUCAAAGAACUCGUUGCGAUGGCAUCUGCUGACCAUAAAUGUGUCAAGACAAGAAGUCAAGACCCAAUGCUGAUCUAUUUUACAAGUGGAACUACAGGCUUUCCAAAAAUGGUGGUGCAGUCCCACAGCAGUUAUGGCAUCGGAUUUGCAACCAGUGGCAGGCAUUGGAUGAACUUGACUCCUUCAGAUAUAAUGUGGAAUACCUCUGAUACUGGAUGGGUAAAAGCAGCUUGGGGCAGUCUUUUUGCACCAUGGAUCUGUGGAUCUUGUGUCUUUGUACACCACAUGCCACAGUUUAAGCCAGCAGUUAUUGCAGAGACUCUCUCAAGAUACCCCAUCACUACCUUCUGCACUGCUCCCACUGCCUACCGCAUGCUGGUCCAACACGAUCUGAGCAGCUACAAGUUCACAAGUCUGAAGCACUGUCUAUCUGGAGGGGAAGCGCUCAAUCCUGAAGUGAUGGCGAAGUGGAAAAUCCAGACAGGGCUGGAUAUCCAUGAAGGUUAUGGCCAGACCGAAACAGUGACAAUCUGUGCCAACAUGAAAGGAACGAAAAUUAAACCUGGCUCUUUGGGAAAAGCUGUUCCCCCUUAUGAUGUGCAGAUCAUAGAUGACCAUGGGGCUGUUUUGCCUGCAGGAGAAGAGGGCAGCAUUGCUGUCCGAAUCCAGCCCACACGGCCCUUCUGUCUGUUCUCUGAGUACCUGGAUAAUCCAGAGAAAACUGCUGCCUCUGUGCGUGGAAAUUUUUAUGUCACUGGGGACAGAGGGAUUAUGGAUGAAGAGGGAUAUGUCUGGUUUGUUGGAAGAGAUGACGAUAUCAUUAAUUCUGCUGGGUAUCGUAUUGGCCCCUUUGAAGUGGAAAGUGCAUUAAUCCAACACCCAGCAGUGGCAGAGUCAGCUGUUGUCAGCAGUCCUGAUCCAGAUCGAGGGGAGGUAGUCAAAGCCUUCAUUGUUUUAACUCCUGCUUUUGCAUCACAUGAUCCAGAAAAAUUAACUCAGGAGCUUCAACAGCAUGUCAAGAAAGUGACUGCACCUUACAAGUAUCCAAGGAAGGUGGAGUUUGUUCAAGAUCUGCCAAAGACACCUACUGGGAAAAUCCAGAGAAAGGUUCUAAAGAACAAAGAGUGGGCAAGAGAAUGACAAGGGUGAGAGUGAUCUGGAAACCAGGGAGAGAAAAUCUCCAUCAUCUGUGCUGGUCAUACCGUGUGACACUGAGCAUAUGGUCAUGACCCAGAGCACAAGGAAAACAAGCUAUGGAAGAAAAAGGAGAAAACACCCAUAUGGCUUGAGGAUGUGUGAUGUUGGAACCACUUUUUCCAUUGACCUACAGAUUUGCAGAAGGCAGAAGCUGCAAGUAAUAAGACUGUGGAAUGGGAGAGAGAAAGGACACACCUAGGAGCAUACAAAGGUUUAAUGUUUGUACUGGAAUUUAUAUAAAAAGCUUCCUUAAAAAAAUAGGUGUAACUACAUGAUUUUGAUAACAAGUAAAUAGGAAAUUGAAAAUAAAAAUAAUGUUUGUCUUGAGGUGAGUAUCAACAAUGAAUUGACAUUCAAGAACUACUACUGUAACAUUCUCAAAUUCUUUCAGAGUGGAAAGCUGUUUUAUUUUAAUGCUUCUCUUCAUCUUGAUGAAUUUGAGAUCUACUUAAGUGGUUAAGGCAGGGGAAAAAAGAAGACCCAAAGUGCUUCAGGUUAAGGUGCAAAUUAUGCACAAUUAACAAGGGUGUCAAUGAUUACAAGAAAAAGGUUACUUCAUGGAAACACUUUUGCUGCUUAGUCUGUUUUGUUUUACGUCUGUUCUCAUUACUUCAGAAGAAGCAAAAGAUAAAGUAGGAAGGGUUUCACUUCACAUCCUUUUUGACAGACAGUCCGGGUGUUGCAUCUCCAGGUGAGCGUCUC